This is a messenger RNA of Planococcus citri (citrus mealybug), 2001 nucleotides long. RefSeq lists its product as uncharacterized. The record is from RefSeq and is a predicted model, not a curated record. The coding region runs from base 140 to 1411 and encodes 423 amino acids. The transcript is spliced from 9 exons. Gene Ontology annotation, molecular function: protein binding. Lineage: Eukaryota; Metazoa; Arthropoda; Insecta; Hemiptera; Pseudococcidae.
AAACACGUAAACACGUGCACAUGUUACAUCAGAGCGAUAGUACGAAAGGAGAGGAGUGAACCUUUAUUCAACGGAACCUGAAAAUAUUCUACAAAAUCAGCUCGUAGUUUAUUCGGUUUUAUUCUAUCGUAGUGAUAGCAUGAGCAACAUGGAGCAGCCAAAGACAAAGUUAGCUUAUAUAUUUCAUAAUUCGUACUGCGACAGUCUAACCAAGUAUUUCCGAUGGCAUUUAGAACAAGAGCUGUACAUCGAUCUUAUAUUUAUUUGCAAGUGUAACAAAAAAGUGUCGGCUCAUCAAGUUGUUUUGGGUUCGUUUAGCACAUUUUUAUAUCAAUUAUUUAGCGAUCAUCAGCAAUAUUUCAAAGGAGAUAUCGCAUACGUAUGUGUACCGGAUAUAAGGGCUAGCAGCAUGCAGAAUAUCUUGAAGUUUAUUUACUAUGGUAAAGUUGCUCUGAAGAAUAAAAGAGAACUGUCUCACAUGUACGAAGAUCUAGUUUUCUUGGGUUUGCCUUCUAAUGCUAUUUCCUCCGAAUCAGAGCCAUUUUGUACGUAUAUUUCCGGUAUGAAAAAUUCCAACAACGUGAAUUUACCAGUCAUUAAAACUGAAUAUGUUGAUGAUCCGAUACCGAAGACGAGUAAUACUUCCGAUGAUUGUGUGACGAAUAGCGAGCCGGUUGUUAACGGUGUCAUAAAUGCUGUCGGUAAUGCUGAUGGAGUAUCGUCGUCUUCGUCGUCGUUACCUGUUAUUUCGAGUGUGAUUACGUUAGAUCCUACAGCUAAUGUCAACAGGCAGAAAAACGCUACUAAAGAAUGUGCAGAUGUUUUGCCAGGUAAACAAGAUAUCAGUUCUGAACAACAAAUAACCUCGUCUGAAGAUUCUAGUCGUAAAAAUCAUCCAUCGCAGCCAUCUACUGCUCCAAAAUUGCCUAAUGUAAACAGUACAGGUAUCAAAUCAACUUCAUUUUCGUCGACCACGACCUCGCAUAACGAAGAAUCUUCAACCUCAAAAAAAAAACACUUAUCGGCUGUUUUGAAAAAGGUGUUGGUCGCGUGUCAGGAUCUAGAAUCGGUCGGCGUUAGCGACGAUGAAAAUACUCUAAAUAACCUGCAAUCGUGUAUCAGAAUCGUGAAACAGUGCAUCGUAGAUAUAAACGAUCUUCUGUCACCCGAAGUGACUAUUUCGUCGCAAGGGAAUUACACAUUUAUCGACGUCGAGGAAGAUUGGGAGUUGAAGAUAAUGCUCGAUAAUUGCCUCGAAACACUUCCUAGAUUAGAAAAGGCUAUCGAGAAUUCGAACAAUAAGGCUAAACGGCGAAGGCACAGAGAAAGGCAUAAUUCUGCUGAUAGAUUGGAGUUUCAGAAAUCCAGUACUACAAAUAGUAACAGCAGUAAUGAGAUUAUUAUUAAGUAAUAGAUAUAUUUUAUAUAAGUCGACGUGUAUAAUUCCUAUCGCACGUCAAUAAAUUUUCUUCCUACCAAAUUACCUAGUUUUAAAAAUAUAAACUAUUUUGAACGGUCAUAAUAAUGUUUACAUACGUAGUAGGUACAGUUAAAAUAUGUACUAUCUUAUCUUCGCUGCGUGAGAGAUAAUGAACUAAAAGUUCCGUUUAUGGUUAAUUUUUUUGAUUAUUUAUAUCGUAAAAGCGAAUUUAUAAUAGCGUAGUUUCCAAUUACGUUCGUGAAAAUGAAGCCCAAUUCGCAUUAAUCAUUAUUCAUCUCGUUCGCGUAGCAAAUUUUAAGAGUCAGAUAGGCAUAAAUUAAUGCUUUUCUUAUUUAUCAGCAACAGAUUUGGUAUUCUUGAUUUUUCUGAAGAAAUUGUCAUAAAAUUUUUAGAAAUUAUGAAAAUGUAUCAUAAUUAAGAAUUGAUAACUUCUCCACUAAUUUUAAAAUUGUUGAUUUGAAAAUCGAAUCUCAAAACUGUAGACUUACUUUCUCUCAUUAUAAUGACUGUAAAGAUUCUAUGUAUUGAUACAUUUCAUUAAAAAACAGAUUCAAUAUUCA